Molecule: messenger RNA, 2364 nt
Organism: Aspergillus heteromorphus CBS 117.55
Lineage: Eukaryota; Fungi; Ascomycota; Eurotiomycetes; Eurotiales; Aspergillaceae
Product: OPT family oligopeptide transporter
Exons: 6
Coding region: 1-2364 (787 amino acids)
Biological process (GO): transmembrane transport
Molecular function (GO): oligopeptide transmembrane transporter activity
Source: RefSeq, a predicted model, not a curated record
AUGGAGUCCAAGACAGCCGAUGUCUCGCCGGAGCUGGCCCCGGCCAGUUUCGAGGAAAAGAACGGCCACGGGGGCAGCGCCACGGAGCCCCAGAUCAUCGAGAAGGGGGAGACUGUGCGGGUCGACGAGGAAGAUGAGGAUUUCUCCAGUGACAUGGUGGUCAGCACGGCCCAGGAUCUGGUGACGCACAUCAUCCGCGUCGAGGAUGAUACCUCCCUCAACCCGUGGAGUGUCCGGAUGGUCUUCCUGGGCGCCGGAUUGUCCAUCUUCGGCGGCGUCCUGCAGGAGAUCUUCUACUUCAAGCCCCAAACCAUCUACGUCUCGCAGGUCUUCCUGACCGUCAUCGCCUACGUGCUGGGUGAGGCCAUGGCCUAUGCCAUCCCCCGUCGGGGUCGCAUCGGCCGCCUGCUGAAUCCGGGCCCCUUCAACGCCAAAGAACAUGCCGCCAUCUCACUGAUGUCCUCCGCGGCCACCCAGUCGGCCCUGGCCACCGAGGCCCUGUCGGCCCAGCAGCUGUUCUACGGGGGCUAUCCCAACCACGCGGCCGCCGUCUUCAUCGUCCUCUCCUCCCAGCUCAUCGGCUUCGGCAUUGCCGGCCUGCUGCGCGACGUCCUGGUGCGGCCCACCAAGAUGAUCUGGCCCAUGACCCUCCCCAUCUCCAGUCUGCUGGAGUCGCUGCACAAGGACCGCACCGAGGCCAAGCGCCGCCUCAAGAUCUUCUACAUCUUCUUCUUCGCCCUCUUCUUCUGGACCAUCGUGCCCGAGUACAUCUUCCCCGUCCUGGAGGGCGUGUCCAUCUUCUGCCUGGCCGACCAGCACAGCCUCGUCUUCACCAACCUGUUCGGCGGUGCGUCCGGAAACGAGGGCCUGGGCUUCCUGUCCCUGUGCUUCGAUUGGAACUACAUCGCCUCCCUGGGCUCGCCCCUGUGGUACCCGCUGUACGCCAUGACCAACAACUUCAUCGGCUACCUCGGCUGCAUCGUGCUGUUCAUGGCCGUCUACUACGGCAACAUCUGGCGCUCGCAGGACUUCCCCUUCCUGUCGCAGCUGCUCUACUACGGCGACUCCAACUCCACCUGGUACCACGAGUACAACCAGACCCUGAUCCUCAACUCGGACUUCGUCGUCGACCCCGUCGCCCUGCAGGAGCAGGGGCUCCCCUGGCUGACCGGCACCUACGUCGUCUACCUCAUCACCUCCAACAUGGGCUUGACCGCCACCCUGACCCACAUGCUGCUGUGGAACUGGGAGGACAUCAAGAUCGGCUGGGCCUGGGCCGCCCCCAGCGAGCUGAAGAAGUGGCUGAAGCCCGAGACGUACAAGUUCUGGGCCAACCAGGAGACCCCCGAGGCCCGUCUGCAGCGCCGCAUCAACGACGACACCCUCGACCCGCACUACCGGCUGAUGCUGCGCAAUCUCUACGUCGACACGCCGCUGUGGUGGUGGGGGGCCGUGCUGCUCGGCAGCUUCGCUGUCGGCCUGGGCUGUCUGUACGCCAUGAACUCCACCCUGCCCUGGUGGGGGUUCAUCAUCGGCAACCUCAUCACCCUGCUCUUCAUGCUCUUCUUCGGCGCCCAGUACGGCCUGACGGGCUUCCAGUUCAACGUGCAGCCGAUCUGUCAGAUGUUGGCGGGCUACAUGUUCCCCCGCCGGCCCUUGGCUAACCUCUACUUCACCUGUUUCACCUACAACUCCCUCAAUCAGGGCCAGGUGCUCGCCAAGGAUCUGCGACUGGCCCAGCAGGUGCAUCUGUCCCCGCGAUGCACCUUCUUCGUGCAGGUCCUUGGCUGCAUCAUCGGCGCGCUGUUCAACUAUGUCAUGAUGUUGAUCAUCGUCCAGAACCAGGCCGAAGUGCUCACCUCCAUCGACGGUACCAACAUCUGGAGUGGUGCCAACUUCAAUAGUUUGGCCAUCGCCUGGAGUAUCGCCAAGGACAUGUUCUCUAUCGGGGGUCGCUACCAGUGGGUGACCAUCUCCUACCUGGUCGGCUUCAUCGUCCCCGUUCCCUUCUGGCUCGCCCACCGCUACUACCCCUCGCCCAUCUUCUCCUACCUCAACACCUCCAUCAUCCUGUGGUACUUUGGCUGGCUGUUCGUCGGCAUCAACGCCUCCAUCAUGUCGUACUUCAUCCUGGGCUUUAUCGCCCAGUUCUGGCUGCGGCGCUACUACCCCCACCUGUUCAACAAGUACAACUACAUCAUCUCGGCCGCGCUGGACGGCGGCACCCAGAUCUGUGUAUUUAUUCUGACCUUUGCCGUGUUCGGUGGCAGUGGGACGGAGCAUCCCUUCCCAACCUGGACGGGCAACCCCAACACCGACAUCCACAACCUGGAUUAUUGCAAGGUGAACCCCGCCACCUUGUAA